Molecule: messenger RNA, 14855 nt
Organism: Betta splendens (Siamese fighting fish)
Lineage: Eukaryota; Metazoa; Chordata; Actinopteri; Anabantiformes; Osphronemidae
Gene: szt2
Product: SZT2 subunit of KICSTOR complex
Exons: 70
Coding region: 3328-13707 (3459 amino acids)
Cellular component (GO): peroxisome
Source: RefSeq, a predicted model, not a curated record
GAUGAAACAAUUCAGUAUGAUGGGCCAGUAGGUGAAUGCCACAGGAGCAAAUGUCUAAAAUACACCAGUAGGUCUCCCUAUAUAAAUAAACAAAGGACAUAAAUAAGUGAAUUUAGGUUUACUGACAGUCCUAGUACGUUAGAUACUCAAUUUUCCAUAUUUUAUUUCUUGAAUUUUCAUCCACCCCUUUUAUAAUUUACACUGUGUUUAAUGAAUUCAUAGUUAUAGUUGUCAUUACAACCCUAUGUACAACAAUAUAGAAAAUAUAAAAGGCAUACUUCGAUAUGAACAGUACACAUACUGUAGGAUAUUUGGUUGAGUGUCUUUUGGGUCUGGGGCUCAGGUUCUUCUGAGUUUGCAAAGGAAGUAGAGGCGCUGUCUGGCCUUCUUGGCCAAUGAUGCAGUGUUGUGGCUCCAGGAGAGGUCCUUGGUGAUGUGCACACCUGGGAACCUGCUGCUGCUCACCUGCUCCACAGCAGCACUGUUAAUCUUCAAAGGGGUGUGCUUGUUGGACUUCUUCUGCACAGGUGUGACUGUGAAGCAGGUGGGGACGGUGGUCUGGUCCAGCGAAAUGUCAAAAAAGCAUGUUGCUCAGCAUAAUCUCUCAUCACACAGCCAGACAAGAUGCAGCAAUAGCCUAGACACCAUAUCUAUUUUGUCAAGGCUUGUGUGCUUUGUGAUCUGACUGAGAGAUUUUCUCAGGCUGGCUCAGGACACAGUCAGGGCCUUGUCUGUGGGGAAGGAUAUGGUUGCCUGUGUUGGGAUGAUGUUGGCUGCUUCAAAGCGUCCAAAGAAGUCAUUCGGCUAGUUCGAAGUGGAGUAGAAUUGGUAAUAUUACAGGUCUGUGGUCAGUGUCCUGAUGUAUCUCUGAUGUAACCUCUAGAAACACCAGUAGACCAGCUCUGAGACAGAAGCAUGAAAAGCUAUGCCGAUUUACUAAUCAUUAUAAGCUUUGAAGUGCGGAGAUGCUGAUGAAGGAGAAAUGUGAUCUCUCUUCUUGAGUCCAGUCAGACUCAAGCAGCAUUUUAAAAAGUCACUGGAUAAACUAUGAGUAAGAGUUGCAGUGGACCUUCCUGGAGGGAACUAAUAAUGGAGUCAUGGUUCAGCAUCACUCUGACAACAGAGGCUCCUGGUUUUAGUGAUAUUGUGAUAUUUGUCAGAUGGAAGUAGGAGGUUCUAGAGGUUUAAUAUAGAUGUAAAGGAGAGAUGUUGAUCAAAGAUGACACCAGGGUUUCUCUGCAGAACCUGCAGCUACAUUAUAUUUCAGCUAUGUUACUGAAUUAGAGGGUUCCUCUAGAUGACAUAGUAACAUUUUGCCUGAAAUUAGUCUGCCUUAAACAAGUUUAAAGUUUGACUAGUUGCUUUGUUUAAUACAUAAAUAUAACAGGGUGUCAUCUGUUAGAUAUUAGAAUGUAUGUGAGUGUUUCCUAAUACUCACCUGUGUGCACCUUUCUGUUCAUAUGUUCUUGCAUACUUGUGAUUUGUCAUCAGCCCAAGCUCUAGGCCUGUUCCAGUUUAAAGUGGACGUACAGCCAAGUACAAAUGCAUACAUUUCUACUUGAACAUACCAAAAUAUUCCUGUUCCCCUGUUUUAUCCAGGGCCAUCACUAUUUUCAGCUUCUACAGCCAUCCCUUCACUCUCGACCUUAGGAAAAAACUCUAUUGUCAUUGCGAUAUCGUACAACAAGAUUAAGGUGCAAGACAACCUGUGCAAUAUAUAAUCAUAACUUUAAAAAUGUAUAUAAAAUUACAUCAAGUGAACAGAGAGCCUAGCACAUUGGACCAACUUAAAUGAAGCAGACACACAGGUAUUCUGGAGCCUUCCUAUGACUUUAUGGGUCAGGUUUACACACACUCAGCACGGUAGAAGUGCAUUUCCUCCUUUUUUUUUUUUUUACAUUUACACUUUAUCCAUCGGAGACUGACACCCUCCUGUUCUGAAACGGUCCCUCACGUUUCGUCACAGGAAGGGACUCCUCUCUGUACAUCCUGAGCCACCACCCCGAGGAUGAUACAGAAACAAAAAUGGACUUCCGCCAUUUUCCCCUUUUCACUCACCAUGAACAGACGAACAUGGCAGUGCCCAAGUCUUUCCAUAGAAAGUGUUCAGUUCUUGGGUGUUUCAACCAGCAUAAAAGUGUAUUCACUUUACCAAGGGAUCAACUAACACCAAAGCCCAAGGGAUCAACAAAUGAGGACUUUUUGGGUUACUCUUAUUUUAAACUGACCAGCGCUGCCAACACUACCACAUUUGUAUGUUUUUGGACAUCAUUUUACCUUGGACUGCUUUGAGAAUGAGGGUGCUACAAUGCUGGGUUUGCUUCAUGGCUCUGAUUAAGGAAAGGAUCUGGUUCUACAAUUUGUCAUCCACUCGCUGCAGUAAGUACGUUCUCCAUAUUUAUGAUGUCUUAAUAUGUCACACAUGUGUGAGGCAAGCUAAUAGCUAGCCGACCGAGUUAUUGUCCACUUGAAAUGUGCUGCUCUCAGUUGCUGCAAUCACACACCUGUGGUGGGAACAGCUAAUAGCUCUCGACCUUUGAGGGUACAGGCAGGGAGCAAUUGAUCGAGCUUUUGUCCUGUUGAAAUGUGCUGCCCCUCUAUUUGUGUGUUGCAUUAGCCCAAAGCCCUUUGCCCGAUAGAGCUACAGCUGGUUGAGCACUACAAUAAGAAAAUGCAGAUGACCGCGGUCUGUCUAUUAUUACCCCGUCCUGUGUCACAGCCUAAAUCGACAUGUGAUUUGGGGUUAUGUCAUUGUUCUGUCAAAUUCUAAAAUGUAUGGUAAAUGUGUUGUGUUGCUAAUUAGUCACGUCUCUACAUUAACUGCUGCUUAUCUGGUCAGUUACCUAUAGCUUGUGUACCAUAGCCAUUAUAUUUGUAGGACCAAUACAAUUUACAGUAAAUGUAACAUUGUCUCUUACAUAAAUACAUACACAUACUAUACAUGCCAGUUACCCACAUGUUAGAAGGUUGUCAAACAGAGAAAUCACUGCAGACUGUUGGUACACAGACAUCUGCUGCUCAGCUCAGAUAUAAAGGUAUGUACAUUUACCAACAGUAAGAUAAUUUCCUAGGCAAUAGAAGAUUUUAAUUUUAAUUGGUUUAGACUGUUUAGAUUUUAUAUUUGAAUUGUUACAACUAUGUUUAUCUCUUGUUUUAGCACAGGCAGGCCUGUCCUCUUGUUUGUUUUUUUGGUCUGGUAUUGUGUAUUGUUACAUUAGAGAAGGUUGUGACCUACAUAAUACUGAACAUUUCACUAAUGUACAAUUCUAAUUGCAGUACCUUUUUUGAUGAAGUGAUCGUGAGGACAGCCACAGCUUCCAUCUGUCCAUGGAGCAAGUCCAAAAUUCAUUUAUCCAUGGCAACAACAGAAAGCAGGACAUCUCCAUGGUGUCGGCUGAUAUGGGUCUGGUCAGCAUGGUCCGCCAGGGCAUACUGGCCCUUCAGCUCUUGCCUCCUAAUUCAAGUGCAGGCAUUAUUAUCAUCACAGACGGAGUGACUAGUGUUCCUGAUGUGGCUGUAUGUGAAACCCUACUAAACCAGCUCAGGAGCGGAACCAUUGCCUGCUCUUUUGUACAGGUUGGUGGGGCGUACUCAUACGACUGCAGCUUUGGAUACAUCCCCAACGUAGAGCUGAUGAAGUUCCUGUCAUUAGCCACCUUUGGUUCAUACCUUCCCAGCUGUCCUGAGGUGGACCUGCAUAGCCAGGAGAUGAAUGCCUAUCACAAGGCCUUCCUAACCUACUCUUUCCUCAAGACACCUGAGUCAAUGAACUUAGAGUACUUCUGUGUGUCUCAGCACAGACUGUUUAACGAGCACCUGGUCUCUGCCAGUGGAAACCCAGCCCUAAUCAUGAGGCGGAAGAAGCACACAGAGAAGGAGGUUCAUGCGCAUUUAGUCAGUGUUGUGUCUGUGAGACUGAGAGAGGGCUACACAAUUCGAGAGAUCAAUCUAAGCAAAGGUGGGUCUCAGUUGGAGGUGAAGCUGGUACUGCUAUGGAAGCAUAAUAUGCACAUCGAAUACCUUGCGGUUGCCUCCUGGCCGCUGGACCCGACCAAGAGAAUCACAAAGGUGGAGGUGACGAUGGAGGGAAGCUAUGACAUCCUGCAUGAUAUCAGCUGCACGCAGCGGAAGCCCAUCACCAGCCCUUUCCGCACCUCAGUCAUCCGCCGUUUCUGGAACACAUUACAGAGCAUCAAUCAGACUGAUCAGAUGCUGGUGCACCUUAAGUCAUUUAAUUCAGUGCCAGAGAACUACAUGAUUCCAGAGAGCACCAAAAACGGAGUUCCUUUGUUCUACAUCCCUCCUGGCUCCACUACUCCUGUCCUUUCCUUGCAGCACAGUGGAUCCAAAGACUCUUCUCAGUCCCAGUUUGCUUUGUACUGGAAACCUAUCCUUUCCAUGGAUGCUAAUUUCUGGCAGAGAUGGCUACACAUGCAUCGCAUCACUAUCCUCCUUGAACAUGACACACCUGUCCCCAAACAUCUGCAUACAGCAGGGAACAAUGGACGCUACAGCACCAUCCAGUGUCGUAUUUCCCAUUCUGCCCUCACAUCACUGCUAAGGGACUGGAGCAGCUUUGUGCUGGUAGAGGGUUACUCAUAUGUAAAACUGAUAUACAGUUCGUCUGACCAGCCACCCACCUCCUUUUACUUGGUCCGCGUCAUCUCCAAGACGCCGUGCAUGGUGCUACGUCUGGGCUUCCCGAUUGGUACACCAGCUCACGUUAGAAACCAGAUAGUGGAUGAACUGCGUGAGCAGAUCCUCAAACUUCGGUUCCCUCAACGUGUUCAGAACAAAGAAGCAACCCCAAAAAUCAAAAGGAAGAUUAUUGGCUAUGCGUCUCCAACCAAAUCUCCCUCCAUCCCUGCUCCCAAACCUGUGCUGUCGGACAGGCCGUGUGUAGUGGUGCUCAACAAACCUCUGGAGAAGCUGCUCAUAAGGUAUGAGAAGCUGCCAUUGGACUUUAUGGCACCCUUCAUUUUCAAUAUGGAAAACUUUCUGCAGCCCUCCAACAACACUGUCCCCAUAAGCAUGGCAGCAAACCGGACAGCCUCCUCCACCCUGGCAUCUCUGUCUCGCUACUUCCUGCACCAGCGCUGGGUUUGGGCUGUGCAGAGCAGUCAGGGGCCCGCUAUGGCCAUGCAGGCUGUCGGCCACAUACUGUCUAUUCUGUCUGACAUUCGUGUUUCUGAAGGCUUUCACUUUGCUGCCAGUGGGGAGGGCAUUGUAAAUAUGGUGAUUGAGCUGCCAAUGAAGGGAAUGUCAGGAGACAUGGACUGUCACUGUUGCAUUGUUCAGUACAUCCUUUUUCCUCCUCAGGCUACCUCAACUAAGGACAGCUUCUCUACUGACGAUGACAAUGAUACCGAGGUGGAGGCUGUAGAUGGGGACACAGAGCUGAACCUUGUGACAGAGUGCUGGGUAGAACCGCAGUGUGGGACAGUGAUGAAAUUCAAGGAACAGCAUCGCCACUUCCAGGGCCUCAAGUACCAGGAGAUUCCCCAAGCAAUCUUCCCCAGGGAUUUGACCUGUAUGUCUACCAUAAUGACCUUUGAAUAUCUCAGCCAACUGUGUCAGAAUAAGGAUCAGACCUGCUCACUACCAGCUGGCCUCAAGGACGUGGGAGAGGACGCGCCUGUCUCUGAAGGCACCAUUCACAUGGUUCCUUUCCAGUUUGAUCUCAUUCAGCUGCUCCCAAAAUGCCAACAGGUUGAACUCUUCUUCCUCACAUUUAGUACAGAUUUUGAGAUGGAGGAGCAGUUCCACAGCUGCCACUGUUUGCCCAAUGAACUCCUACUCAGCCUUUUUCACACCAGCCUGGAGCACGAGCUCACUGACAGAGAGAUACCAUUAGCUGACAAUGACCAUGAUGCCUUUAUGCACCACAUCUUGGAGCGAGAGCGAGACGGUCAUGUGGCACCUUUCUCUUUGCCUGUCAUUAAAGAGGGAUGUAUGAAGGCUUCAGACAGACAAGACACUGUGAUGUCAUUUCACACAACUGACAGCAUCAAGGAGGUGAUGGGAUCUACCAGCACUUUACAGAGUUUCAGUAAUGCAGAGCUGGUGGAUGAAGAGCCAUCACUGCAGGUCAGGAGCUGCUCCACACCACAGUGGAAGUGCUAUGCUAAAUACAUCAACUCCCAGCAUAUCCUCCUGACCUUCGUCCCAGCCUCCUUCACAGAUGUCCUUAUGUUGAUGACGUCAGGGUUGGAGCCUCAGAGUAACAACAGCACACAGGAGGAAGACACUCUGACUGCCAGUAAUAAAUCACAGGCUGACUCGAUGUCUGGUUCCACGAGUGGCCUAGAGAGGCCAGAGUCUGGUCUCAGUCUGGCUGACAAAGUGCAUAGGAGCUCCAGCGGUGGACAGAUCCCGCCCAAGUCCCCUGUACUCUCACCUCGGUUAGAGGCCCAGCGUGUGCCUGCUGACUCAGUGUUGCAGGAUCAGGACAGCUGGGACAGCAUGGUAUCAGAGACUGGGACCCUAGGCUCAGAUGUAGGAGUCCAGUUCUCUCAACCACAGAAGGCUGAUCUCCACAUCACCUUCAGCAGGCAGCUUUCUCAGCAGAGCACCAGUGAUAGCAGCCAGUUAAAGUGUCCCGUCUAUGUCUACAACUGUUCUCUGGAGCAACUCAAGGAGCAGCUGGUGCACGCCAACUCCACCUGUCAGCCCAGGGACAUCUUCUUCAGGACGCUUUCUCAGGACCGCAGCAGUAUGUCACCAUGGGCCGACCUCUUUGCUCAGAGUCACAAACACAAGGAGCUGGCCAACUACUGCAGCCUGCUACAAGAGCAUUACCACCAGAGCUAUGUCAGAGGGGUGUUUCGCAGCCUACAGCAGUCCUACAGCAUCAGCUCUCAGGAUGUCCUGAUCGCCACAGACUACUGUGAGGAAUCCCUGCAAGAGAUUGAUAUUACCUCAUUCCUUCAGGUCCUUUGUGGACACAUCAGGGUGUUCAGGGAGAGUUGUGAGGCUCCAAAAUCUUCAAGAGGCCCAGCCACAUUCAUCAUUGGUGAGGUGGAGAAGGAACGACCAGAGAACAGAGCUGCUGUGGCCUCCUUGUCUAGUAGUGAAAUGGAAGAUGGCCUUGAAGCAGGCUCUGUAGAACUACCAUGUUCGUCUACACCUUCCCUGAAUCUGCAUGAACCAAAUGCUGCCAAAAUCCCAGAUUUUCCCCUGACUUUGCUCCAGACCCAACCCAAGUGUGAGCUGUACCCGGAUCUGCACAAUAUAAUACAGGGAAAAUUCAUGCAAAUCGUGUCUCAGUAUUUUAAAAUGGUGCCCUCAAAUCCACACUAUUUCUUCUACUGCCCAUCAUCAUCUAAGAAAUGGGAUGACUCGGAAGAUGAUGAGGCAGAAAGACGACCCAGUGAGGAUCUGGUGUCAGAAGCUGAGCCUGCUUUAGAAGAUGAAAAUGUGUUGGGCUGCUGCAGCACGACAGAGAGCGACACUGAUCUGGUUGUGGAGUAUGAGGAUCAUCCCAGCACAAGCUCUCCUGGAGAGGGCGAAGGACAGUCUCUGUCAGACUCCAACACUGUUAAUCAGGACGAGGACUCCUUCAGCAUCCUGGAAGGAGACUCCCUGCUGGAGCCCGAGGCUCCACAGCUGGACUUGCCUCCUUUGUUUGUUCAUGUGACAUGUUCUGUGAAUAUGAAAAGCUGCCAUGGUUCCAUGCCCAUACGCACACUGCCUACCUGCCUUGGUGAGAUUCUGUCCUGUCUGGAAGAUACAGAGGCCCUACAGGCUGUGGACUUAAAUGACCUCUCAGUCACAUUAGAUAUUUUUGUCCUGACACUACCUCUGGAGAUUGAAUUUAUGUCUGAUUUCCAUCACAACAGGUACACCUCUGAGAGCAGUGUAUCACUGAAUCGUUCACCAGGACAGCCCUCAUCCUAUCGCUCUGAUGAAGAGUUGAUGGCAGUACUGGAUAGUUUGAGGGGACCUGGUGUUGAUGGGGUCUCUGGUGAUCCUUUAUCCAAACUCCCACUACCUCACAAGUUGGCCAUUCUGGCCACAAUGGACGAGAUACGAUGGCUGUUGGAGGAUGAAAUAGUUACUGCUCUGCGUCACUCUCGGGUCAUCUGUUUGGCCACACUGCAAAAAGUAGCAGAUCAUGUUUUGCGCUCCAGUGGUCGACCACACUGUCACUGUGAAGACGUUCCACUUCAGUUUGUUUUUGGACCUGAACAGUCUUUGGAGAAAUUUAAAGAGGAAUUUCGCAGAAUGUCAUUCUCUGGCCACUUGCUGAAGGAAGAACAGGCCAAUUUCUACUACCUGUCCCAGAGCAGGCAGCACCUGCAGAGGAUGCAUGCUGACCAGAGCCUUUCUGACGGUACUGUAGACCCUGCACGAUGCACAGAACCUGAGGAGGUGAUGCUGGAGAACGAAGCAGAGGAAAACUGUGAGAGUGAAGACAAGAAGACCAUUAGUGUUACAAACACUCCUAGUGAAACAACUGCAGACGUUACUGGGUCAAUCAGAGCUGUAAACGCUGAGGCUAAUGAAUCUGUUUCUCAGAGCUCAGUAAACAUAGUUUGGGACAGAGAUAAGCUUAGUGCCCUCCAGACACAGUCUGAUCCCUACACGGAUCCCACCUCACCCCCCAAAACGCCGUCCAGCAUCAGCUUGGCAGAAUCCUCACAGUCAGUCUUUCACAGUUGUGGCAAACUCAGACCAAGUCGAGUUCAGAGUGUCGUCUCGAGCCAGGGCAGUCUGGACUCAGACAUGCAAGGUUAUGAUGGUGGCAGCAGUGACUCUGAGUGUGAGAGCCCCUCCCUGGAUGAACAAGAGUGCCGGUCACCAUUAAUGCCAGACUUCUGGCUGAUUGUUAAGAUCCACCAGGACAGAGUCACUGUCUACUCCCACUCCAGGUGUUUUUCAGAAGGAGAUGUUAGUGCUGAAGGUUUGGAGAACAUGCAGGAAGAGAAGGACAUUCCUGAAUAUUUACAACUGCACCAAAUGGUGGUCAGAAAGAUUGGGGAAAUCUGCAGAAUAGUAAAUCAGCGUAUGCUGCUUCAGGAUCUACAUGACAGUCAUGUGUGUAACUCUCUGCUGGUGGCGGAGAGUGAAGAAGACAUUUGGAAAAACGAGUCUCACUACAGGCAGAGAGCCAACACCUCUGAUGAUUACAACAGUGAGGAGAGUUACCAAGCCAGAGACUAUCUGGCAGCCACCAUGCAAUUCAUUCCUGGACAUUUUGCCUGUAACGAGGUUUGGCGCACAACCAUCCACAUCCACCCACGCCUCAAGAUGGGACCCAACAUGGGCGUGGCCAGGGCAAUCCAGGCCCUGCGCUCGGUUUUGAACUCUUUCUGUGUGGUCAACAGAAAAAACAUGUUUGUCUAUCAGGAGCGUACAACCAAAUCCGUUUUCUACCUCAGACUUUGUGAAACCUCACUAACUGGCAAGUACUCUGAUGUGGAUGCAAACCUUCAUGUGAUUCGCUCCAUUGGGCUCACCAGGAGUCAGGAGCCCUUGUUUGAGGAAUCAGCGGGACCCAGACCUUCCCUGGAGGGCUCUCGGCCAGUUGGACUGGUAGACAAGCACAUACUGCUGCUGGUCCAUGGAGUGGGAAAUGCAGGACCAGAGAUCACAGAUGAGCUGGUCAAGGUUUUGCAGAAGCGCCUGGAUGAAACCACACUGGACAUCAUUACUGUCAUGCUUCUCAGGAACUGCAAGCUGACGCCAGCUGAUGUUGAGUUCAUCCAGCCAUCAGGAUCCCUGGCCACCGAUGUGAUGAACUACAGGCUUCCCCUGUCCUGUGUCUUUUUGAUGCCCGCUGUGGCUCACUAUCUCAGGCAGAACCUCCUCAUCUUCCUGCAUGUUCCCAAAUACACCGACAGCAAUACUGCACACCACUUUAAGCAUUACUUUCAUAUGAACAGUGACUUGGUGGACGGUGAUAUUUACCUCUAUAACAAACCUGGAGGCCAGGGCACUGGAGGCAAAGGUAUCGCCUGUAUCACCCUCUCAUUCGUGGAUGCCCUUGGUCUCCCUGCUCAGGUUCCAGCUCAGACUUCACAGAACUGCACCAUACCACUUCACCCAGACCGUUUUAACGAGCUGACCACUGUGGUUAAAGUAGACUUGCUCCCAGUCAGUUCAGGUACAGAUCCACAUCUAUAUGUGCGCUUUGACAUCUGGGAACAAGGCAACGUUAGCCCCUUACAGCUGAGCGACAAACUGCAGGGGGCUCUGCGCCAUGCUCUGUGCGACGUUGUCAUGGAACUGAGGGUUUUGCCCCAUCCUCUGUGUGUCGGUGGGCUGUGGCCAGUAACCAGUGCUCAAACAGAAGAGGCCAAAGGCCUGAUUUCGCCUGAGGUGAAGGAAGUCAAGGACAGCCCCAGGCAGCGCAGUGGCUCACGGGUUCUCAAAUCCAGCCCUGCUCCUAUGACCUUACCCCAAGCUGUUGGAAGUUCCUCACUGACGGGGGCCAGCACACCAGACUCCACCACACCGACUGGCAAGAGCACCCGCCGCAGCUUCUGGGACAUACUUAGUAAACCAGAUGCAACAGAGCUUGGGAGCCCAAAAACAACAGACGACAUAGUGCAAGAGCGAGGAGAGGAGGGCAGAGUGGCACGGCGGCGACACAAGACAGAGACCAUAAAGCAGCAGUGGAACCACGAGAAGACAAUGGCUGUGGAGCUGGAGCAAGCACAGAGGAGGCAGGCGUCUCAGAUGGAGGAAGGAGAUGUGGGCACUCUGCACCCAGUCUACCAUGUCACCUGCCUGCCGUGGAUCACUUUCAUGGCUAAACAUGGCUGCCCUUCCAUUCAGCAGUGUACAGCAGACAUUGCGUCGCACUUCCUGCUACCCUCCAUUUUGGCAGAGAUCAUGAGUUUGGUCGGUUCUUUGGCCAGUGACACGACUGUGAAGGCAUUUGGGAAGACAAACUGCCUCCAAUCUGGAGAUGUUUUCAUACCAUUCCGUGUGGUCCAGAACAUCACCCAGCCACCGGACGCCACAAGGAGCUUCAUUCUCAUUGGUCGCAACUUUCACCAGUGGCAUUGUAGCACAGAGCAAGAGGACAGUUCAGAUGAGGAAAACGCCACAGUUCUAAAUAGGUUCACAUCUCAUAAGGGCUUCCAGCGCUUUGAGUCUUUGGAGCAGAGUGAGUGGUGCAGUUCCACUCCGGUCAGGACAGGACUGGCUCCCCGCCAAAGGUUUCUCUUCAUCAGUAUCCUGGAUAAGAAGGUGACUCUCUACAGCUACAACUGGUCUGUAGACCUGGGCACCUCACUGAACCGUGGCCUGGUUCGUCUUGUUCAGUGGCAGAAUGCAAGAGCUCACGUUGUACACUGCCUGCUCAGCCAGAAGAUGGGGCUUUUUCAUCAUUUUUGCUUCUCUGAUGCACCUAUCCAUGAAAUGGACACUAAGGAUCCCAAUCCAUUCCUUAACCCUUCUAUAGAGCCUGAUGCAUUAUUGCGUAGUGCACUUCCUCCGCUGCACAGUAAGGAGCAGGGCAGACUUGGAAGCUCUAGUAGAAGUCUUGCUCCUCUUCACUUCCCAUCUGAGCUACUUCCCUUUGAUGAGGCUCUGAGGGAUGUGUGCACCAUCCAACCCCUUAUGGAUGGAGAUGUGGUAGCUCGUCAUGGUGGCCAACUCCUGGAGAUCAAAGCUUUCGAACGCAGAGAACUGGAGAAACAGAUGAAGAUAGAGAACCUGUUUGUGACUUGGCAGCAGAGGUCAGCCCAGUCCAACAUGCCUAUUUCAGGAACAGAUUUGGAGAUCCUGAAGCAGUCAUCCCGACUGGUCCACUACUGCGCUACCCCUCUUUUCUUCGACCCUGUCCUGCGAAAGCAGAUUCAAGAGGAACAGGUGAUUCAGCCUCUAGUGAAGAAACGACACCGAUCCAAUGACUCCACAACAUCAGGCUGGGACCGAAGCUACAGUACAGACUCAGGAGAGAUUCUGCCCAGUCGACUGAAAGAAGAACCUUGGCUGCUUGAGAUUUCUAGCACCUUCCUCCAGCAGUAUGUCCAGUACCUACAGAGCAUGGGCUUCAUUUUGGUCCAGGUCAGACCUCAGUCUCCAGCCCGCAGCGUUGCCCGAGCUCGUGCUGCCAUGCUGAGCUCUAUGUCAUCAGAAGGAAGGAUGUCUUUUUCCUAUGUAAAACAGAAGAGCGAGGACAGCCCUAAGACGACAGCAUCUGGCUCUAUUGCAUAUCACCUUCAGAGGGCGCUGCCAGGGGGCAUUGUCUUAAUGGAACUAGCUUUUCAGGGCUGUUACUUUUGUGUGAAGCAAUAUGCACUAGAGUGUUCCCGCAUUCCCAUGGGUCAGACCGUCAACUCCCAGGGCAGCCUCCUCACCAAACCUCGUUGCAAGCCGUUCCCAGACGCCUCCCCAGUAUCUGACUGUGCGCUCUCCAUGCUCUUCACUGAGGAGUGUGACAAGGUGCGGGACCUGAUGCACGUUCAUUCCUUUAGCUACGACUUCCAUUUGCGUGUGGUUCAUCAGUACUUGGUUGGCUGCCAUAUGACCCUUCGCCAGGGCUAUCAGCUCACCGACUUCCUGGAUGACUUCAUCUCCCAUCACCCAGACAUUCCUAAGUUUGGCCAGAACCACGUCUUCCAAGGGAGCUUUUCCAUUAAUACGGGGAUGAUAACCGCUCACCAGCUCUAUAACUACAUCACUGACCAUGCUGGCACCUAUGGCAUGAAACCAGUGCGCAUGUCAAGGACAAUGUUAGGCAUUGAAAACAAGAAAGGAAUGCCUGACCUGCACGAGUACGCUCUGGUGGCCCUCUGGAACAACUCAGGGUCUUACAAGGAUCUGGAGGGUCUGCACCACCAUGAUGACUUUGAUGUGUCUUUGGUGGUGUGUCAUAAUGCUGCUCCGUUCGAGGAGCAGUCGGAUGGAGAGAGACAUUUACUGGGGUUGCGGUUCUAUGUGAUCAUGACGAGUCAGAGGGAGCUCUUUCCACGCCUCACUGCUGACAUGCGCCGUUUUAAGAAGCUUCCCCACAUCUGUCGUGAUCCAGCUGAAGCAGGUGGUCGGAUGCCAUCAGAGCACUUAGAGCCUUCUGGAGUACAUGGUGCUGAGCAGGACUCCUGGGAGGAAGCUGAAACCUCCUCUGUUCACAGCGAUGGUAAUGAGUUCUACCCUCUGGUGGGCGGUGGCGCAGGUGCACAGGGGCUCUUCUACUCCUCCCCCCUGUUCCCUCUGCUCAACAAUGAGGUUGCCUCAGCCCGCAGACAAAUACAGACUACUGUGGAGCAGGCAAUGGGUCACUGCCGCAGGGACAACCUGUGGCGGAGGCUUUUCCACGGAGAAAACCUGGCCCUGGACAAACUGAAGCUGACCAAGCUGUCAUUCAGUGAGCUGGAGGAGCUGCUGGAGGCUGUGCAGAGCCGCUCGGUUGGGGAGAUAGACCCACAACUGGACUGCUUCCUCACCAUGAGUCCAGCCUGGUAUCAGAGUCUGAUUAAAGUCUUGCUGAGCCGCUUCCAACAGAGCUGCAGACACUUCGACAGCAAUGGCAUCCAGUACCUGGCUGUCCUGAACCAGAAGUUCACUGAUUGUUUUGUUUUGGUUUUUCUGGACACCCCAGCUGGAAAAACAGGUCUGAAGGUUGUGUUUCGGGAGCCCCUCCCAUCAGCCGUGCUGCCCAGCAGCGGUCCUCCUCCUCAGCUGGUGUCCAUGUAUCAUCACCUGGAGUCUAUCAUAAACACUGCCUGCUACAAUCUGUGGACUGGGCUCCUGUAGAGCUGAUCAGAUAUGCUCCACUAACAGCAUUAACCCUCUGAUGAGUCUGCUGAUGGCUGCUAUUAUUGGUUGCAUGUAUCAUACUCUCAUUAUAUAGGAUUGGCUGUGUGAGACCGUGUUUCAGUACUGGCCAGUGAUUUUCCCUGUGAACACAGUGGCAUUAUGACACUGAACUGAAUGAUUAGGAGCCAGCUUACUUUGAAAACAAUGGGCUGAUACAUAGCGACGUGAGGUGUCAGUAAUGAACAACUCACAUCUCUCGAUACUAUAAUGUGAUAUUUAUAAUAGUUCAUGCAUUGAUUAUUGAGCAGCCUGAGUUUUAGCUCCUAUCUCAGACCUGUAGCACAGAACAUCACACACAAGGGAAAUAUAUGCAAGUAUAAAACAUGAGUGUGAUGAUUAACCUGCUUCCACAUUGUGGUUUAAUCCUGGUGUGGGGGAUCUUGUGCCUUCUGACAGUUCCUCAUACCACAUCAAUGUUUUGAGGGAAAGAAGUCAGGUGUUCAACCCCACUGCCAUCUAUCUGAAGUGCCUUCCUUCCUUGAGAAGUACAGCUGCUGUCAUUUUCAUUAUCCUAAAGUUCCUCAGUAAAAGUGCCUGAGUCAGAAAUGUGACAUGAGGUUGAGUUUAUGUGAUCAGUGCUGCUGUUGAAUCUGACUGGGUUGUGUAUUGUAAGCCACCCUCAAACAUGACAGCAGCACCUUCACUGAUGACGUCCAGCCUUAAACGUCUUAACUGAUUCUCACAGAAUUCAGUGUCAGUCAGUCAAUGGGGUCCUGGGUUAGGAUUCUGUCAGCAAGAACACUGUGAACUUUCCAAGUGAGUCUGGAAUAUUUUGACACUGUACAUUAAAAGCAGCACUGUCUCUAGCUGUAUAAUGUAAUUAUGUAUAUACAGAAGACUUUAUACAGUGUGUGAAAUGCUAAAUAAACCAGUAGGAAAAAAAAUUGCGUGACAUGGAUUCUUUAUAAAGACGGAUGAAUCAAAGUAAAUUUUACUUUAUGACUAAAGUCUUGUUUUAUGUAAUGCAAAACUGAAGGUUUUAUUUGGACCUUAUUUUAUGAAAAUGAGUAAAGAAAUGUUGAAGUAUUGGAACCUUACAAAAUAAAAGUUAAGUAAAAUCAUUCUAAUAGUAAUUAUCAACAGUU